Molecule: messenger RNA, 1227 nt
Organism: Astrephomene gubernaculifera
Lineage: Eukaryota; Viridiplantae; Chlorophyta; Chlorophyceae; Chlamydomonadales; Astrephomenaceae
Source: the annotation of a GenBank genome assembly
CUUCUUAUCGGUGUUAUUUUCACACAUCAUCACGUCAUUGACUGCGCACACAAUUGCUCUUGCUUGCUGUUUCCAUCCUUUAUUUAGUAUUAACCCCGGCUUUAAGGUUAUUGCGUAAUUUUGCACAUACACUAACGAUAGCGUGUAACGUUUACAUUGUACAUUGAGUAGCUAUUGUUGGACAUGGCAAAGCGGAAACAACAAGAGGAGCAGCCGCGCGCUGAUGCUAACGGGCGGCCAAGGAAGCAAGCAAAGCAAAAUGCAAAGAAAUUAGCCACCGCACCCCCACCAUCCGCCGCCCCCGCCAAACCCCGCGUCGGCGCCUUCUCCACCACCAUCGCCGGGCCCUCCGCCCCCUCCCCCGCUGCCCCGCCCACCACCACCACCACCACCGCCCCCCUCACCUCCUCCUCCUCCGCGCCCUUCAAGAACAAGGAGAAGGUGCUGGUGCUGUCCACCCGCGGCGUCACCUUCCGCUACCGGCACCUGAUGGAGGACGUGGCGGCGCUGCUGCCGCACGCCAAGCGCGAGUCCAAGCUGGACACGAAGAGCGACCGGCGGGUGAUCAACGAGGUGGCGGACCUGAAGGGAUGCAGCAGCGUGCUGUUCUUUGAGGUCCGCAAGAAGCAGGACCUGUACCUGUGGCUGUCCAGGUCCCCGGACGGCCCCUCAGCCAAGUUCCAUGUGGCCAACGUGCACACCAUGGCGGAGGUGAAGCUGUCGGGCAACCACCUGAAGGGCUCCCGGCCCGUGCUGUCAUUCGAUGCGGGCUUCGACGGUCAGCCGCACACGCAGCUGCUCAAGGAGAUGCUCACGCAGACGUUCGCCACCCCCAAGUGGCACCACAAGGCCAAGCCCUUCUUCGACCACGUCCUCUCCUUCACGCUGGCGGACGACCGCAUCUGGGUGCGCAACUACCAGCUGGUGGUGCCGCCCGACAAGAAGCGCGCCGACCCCUCCAACGCCUCCCUCGUGGAGGUGGGGCCGCGCUUCUGCCUCAACCCAAUCAAGAUCUUUGGCGGCAGCUUCGGGGGGCCCACGCUGUACGACAACCCGUCGUACACCUCCCCCAACGCCAUUCGCGCGGCGCUGAAGCGCAAGGCGGCUAGCAAGUACGGCAGCAAGGUUGCGCAGCGCGACCGCCGUACAGAGCACAAGGCCGCGAACCCCAUGCCUCGGGACCCCAUGGAGGGGCUGUUCCGAGGGGAGGAAGAGGGUAGCGAGGGG